This is a messenger RNA of Spodoptera litura, 1335 nucleotides long. RefSeq names its product pancreatic lipase-related protein 2-like. Lineage: Eukaryota; Metazoa; Arthropoda; Insecta; Lepidoptera; Noctuidae. The record is from RefSeq and is a predicted model, not a curated record. Gene Ontology annotation, molecular function: lipase activity; serine hydrolase activity. Gene Ontology annotation, biological process: lipid catabolic process.
CAAAUACUAACACUCCGGUGUCCGUCUGCAUGUCGACAAGAUUUCGAAAUAUGAAGGGCCGAUGUUAAUUACUUUAUCGUAAGCUCAACAUUUUGUUACACCUACAUGUUACCAUCAUAACAAAAAUACAUCAUUGGAAUAAAAGAUACGAGACAAUUUUGAAAGACUAGAUGUAGAUGGGAAAUUCCGCUGACACAAAAGUAGAUAGAAUAAGGUAUCAUCAGAUUAACCUAUCAAUACAUGAUAAUCAUUUUUUAUAAAAACCCCUACUGGGUGGCAAUAAGUCAACACAAUAAUAUGAAGUCCAUCGUUGUUCUGACGGCACUCGCAGCAUUAUGCUCCGGCCAUAUCAUUCGCGAUACACCGGUAGACAAUAGUCACUAUGUGGAGGGAGUGAGCCGCUACGUGUGGAUGCCUGAUGCUGAAGGAAACUCCGUACUGGUUGACCUCGACGAGCCAGUUGACGAAGAAGUACUGAACGCAGCCAGAAAUGGAGCAAACAACCAAUACUGGCUAUUCACCCGGAGUAACCGUCAUAAUGCUCAAGUCAUAACCCACAAUAAUGUCAACUCGAUUAGGAACUCUAACUAUAAUGGUAACCGACCCUUGAAAGUUAUCGUCCACGGAUGGAAUAAUAAUGGAAACACCGAAAUGAACCCUCUCAUCACACGGGCUUUCCUUGACGUCAUGGACUGUAAUGUAAUUGUGGUCGAUUGGCGCGCUGCUGCUAACUCAGCCUACAGCACCGCCGCUGAUGCAGUCCCCAGUGUGGGACAACACCUCGGAGACUUCCUCACCUGGUUAAUCAGAAACGGUGGCGGUAACUGGAACCAAGUACAUUUAGUUGGAUUCAGUCUCGGUGCUCAUGUCGUCGGCAAUGCUGGCCGUAGAGUCGGAAAUCAACCAGCCCGUAUUACCGGUUUGGAUCCCGCUGGCUAUCGAUGGCAUAAUAACGCUAACCGAUUGGCUGCUGGUAACGGUAGAUACGUAGAAGCUAUCCACACUGAUGGUCACGGCCUUGGUAUAAUGAACCCCAGUGGACACGCUGACUUCUACCCUAAUGGUGGUAAAAACUUCCAGCCUGGUUGUUGGACUAGCUACUGCUCUCAUGGUCGUGCUACGGAGCUAUUUGCCGCCACUGUUCGUCACAAUCAUUUGAUUGGUAGACAGUGUCCCAACAUCUGGGAAGCUGAACUCGGAACAUGCAAUGGAGCUUCCUUGCACAUGGGUAACGCACUCUUGAACAAGCGUGGAAAUGGUCUUUACGCUCUGAGAACCGGAUCAAGUGCUCCUUUUUAAAAUAUAACUCCUACAUAAAUUAAAAUAAUGUCAAUA